Molecule: messenger RNA, 795 nt
Organism: Colletotrichum gloeosporioides
Lineage: Eukaryota; Fungi; Ascomycota; Sordariomycetes; Glomerellales; Glomerellaceae
Exons: 3
Coding region: 1-795 (264 amino acids)
Source: RefSeq, a predicted model, not a curated record
AUGUCUGACUCUGACAACAAGGUGCCGAGUUACUCACGAGAUGAAGUCGUUGCUGAGCUGUCGUCUUACUAUGAGUUUCUGACACGAAUUUUUCUUCCUCCGUCAGUAGUUCGAUACCCUCCCGAGGGCGGGUGGGAACAUAUUAACAGAGACUGGAUGAAGACCUUUGCCCUUGGCAAGAACGAUACAGUGAUUGAUCUGAUGAGGCAUAUCCCAUACAUCCGCCGCGACGAGGUCGACGACUUCGAACCGUGGCAGAUUUUCGAGAGGACAACCGCGGUUGACUGCGCGGGUGACAGAGCUUUGAACUUUCCUGGCGAAAGCCGAAGAGAAUUUUUGUUUGAGGGAUGGACGAUUAAAGUACCCGCGCACGUCUAUGUGCUGGCAAAUCAUCCUACCGGACGCGACGGUCACCACAUUUUCAUUGAUACGGCGCGCGGGACCGUCAUUCUUGCUGAUGUUCAAGUCGGGCCAAAGCCAACCAAACUGUCACAGGUUGACUCCCCUCCAGGCGAUGAAGAGUGGCAGGAGCAUGCCACCUACACAGUCACUGGCUUCUUCUCGAAGCUGAAGAAAAUGUGGAGAAACUUUGAACUCCAUGCCAUUGAGAGAAGAUCGAUCGAAUUGGGCCCUCCAGACAAGGGUAUCAUGAGAAUCUACCGUCAAGAGGGGCUCUUUACCGAAGGAUAUGACCGAGAGCGAUGCAUGGAUAGAGUAGAGAGAUACGUCAACUUGGAGUACUUUCAUUUUAGGCCUAUCGCAGGAAAGCGGAAGCACGGUGAUAUUUCAGAGUAA